AUCAUUCAUCGCCAUCCUCCCUCCUUCUCUGAAACAUGUUGCAGCCCAGACUCUCCGUGCUAGGGUUCCGAUCUCCGCUCUUCAACGCCAACCUGUUCCCUGUCGCCAGAGUCCAAUACUAUUCCACAUCAAUUAAGAGCUUCCAAGUGGCCAUAGAUGGCCCAGCAGCGUCCGGGAAAAGCACGACCGCCCGUGCAGUGGCGUCGCGUCUAGGCUUCACAUAUAUCGACUCUGGGGCAAUGUAUCGAGGCUUGACACUCAAAGCUAUGGCGUGGAAUCUGGACCCUACGAAAGACGCUCAAACCAUCACAAAUAUGGCCUCUCAAACCAAUUUUGCUUUUCGUACACCCCAACUUCCCGUUGAUCAGCUGGAUAACGCCAGAACAGCUAUAACGCACGUGUACUUGGACGGGGUCGAUGUGACGGAUGAGAUCCGAUUGCCAAUGAUCACGCGCGCCGUAGCCCCUAUAGCAGCUUUACCCUCAGUACGAGAGGUUCUGUGCUCCAAACAGCGAGCUAUUGCUGAAGGAAAGGAAGGGCAGCCCCCACCCGAGGAGGCGAGUGCUGAUUCCGAGUACGCAAUGUUCCUCCAGGAAAAGAUCGAGCUUGAGAAGGCCCUAUUUACGGCAACUUCCGAAGGAGAUUUCGCACAGGUUCAAAGUCUCAAGGACCAGAUAAAAGAACUCGGUGACCUUUGUGCUGAAUUGGCCCCAAAAGACGUGUCGCCCGAGUCACAAGUCCCCAGCGGCGUCGUAAUGGACGGCCGAGACAUUGGCACCAACGUCCUUAAACAAGCCCAUCUCAAAAUCUUUUUUGAAGCAGAUCCACUUGUUAGAGCUAAGCGGCGGUUGGAGGAACUCCAGAGAAAGCAAUCCAAGGGUGAUCUUCCAGAUCUGGAAACAGUGCUAAAGGAAAUUGAGGCUAGAGAUUUGUCGGAUCGGACCCGUGAAGUAGGACCUCUAUUGAAGGCCGAUGACGCUGUUGUGGUGGACAGUUCAAACAUGUCUUUGGAAGACCAGAUACAGACUACCGAAGACCUGGUUAGAAGGAAAAUGAAGGAAACGGGAUUUGCAUAGUAGGACGAGUCCCACUGCAGAUAAGUGCGCAUGCACAACCAACGACUAUGAGCGCAUAUUCAAUGUUGCUGCGUCCAUGGCUUUCAGGCGUUUUCUGGUGAUUCUCCUCACAAUCACCUGAUACGCGAUCUAUACAAACCAACAUGAAAAUAUGGAUUCCUCAUAAACAUGGGAACUAUCGAUUCGCGGAGCUUUUCCGUAAUCAAAUCAUGGGUAUUCUAAUGCAAUAUACAUCUAUUUACAAAACUCCGGCCUCAGAUCUUAUACCUACC
Messenger RNA from Spizellomyces punctatus DAOM BR117, 1348 nucleotides. RefSeq names its product cytidylate kinase. The coding region runs from base 36 to 1076 and encodes 346 amino acids. The transcript is spliced from 2 exons. The record is from RefSeq and is a predicted model, not a curated record. Lineage: Eukaryota; Fungi; Chytridiomycota; Chytridiomycetes; Spizellomycetales; Spizellomycetaceae. Gene Ontology annotation, molecular function: ATP binding. Gene Ontology annotation, biological process: nucleobase-containing compound metabolic process.